Molecule: messenger RNA, 1887 nt
Organism: Rhodamnia argentea
Lineage: Eukaryota; Viridiplantae; Streptophyta; Magnoliopsida; Myrtales; Myrtaceae
Exons: 3
Coding region: 1-1887 (628 amino acids)
Molecular function (GO): nucleic acid binding; RNA-DNA hybrid ribonuclease activity
Source: RefSeq, a predicted model, not a curated record
AUGAUCGCGAAGUCCGGAUCAGGCGAAGACCAUGUUGCGAUUCUCCGCAAGCUAUUUGAGCGCCUACGUAAAUACCGAUUACGUCUCAAUCCCGCAAAGUGCGUAUUUGGGGCAAAAUCUAGAAAAUUACUGGGCUUCAUGGUUAGUAGUAGGGGCAUUGAGAUUGAUCCGUCCAAGGUAAAAGCCAUAUGCGAGCUGCGACCCCCGUCUUCCGUGAAGGAAGUUCGCGGUUUGCUAGGGAGAUUGAACUAUGUGGCAAGAUUCAUAUCUCGGUUGUCAGAGACUGCCAAGCCAUUUUUUAAACUUCUCAAGAAAAAUGCGAAGAUUGUGUGGGAUAUCGAAUGUCGGACCGCUUUCUUGAAGAUUCAGCAUUAUCCGACCCAUUCCCCUGUUCUUGUUCCACUUGUUCCUAGCGUGCCUCUAAUCCUUUAUCCGACCAUCUACAAGGAGUCCUUGGGAGCCGUACUGCAAGAUACCCUUCACCAUCAGAUUAUGUUAACCACCGAAUGUGAUCCCAUCAAAUAUCCGCUAGAAAAGCCGGCGUUGGUUGGCAAAUUGGCCAAGUGGCAGAUUCUCAUUUCUGAGUUCGAUGUGCAGACUAUAAUACGUAAGUCGGUGAAAGGUCGAGCUAUAGCAGAUAUGUUAGCAGAGAGCGUUGCGGGAUCACAGAUCGAAGAUGGGAUAGAUCCUCUCGAUGAUCGUGUUUUACCGAUAACUACAGAAAAGUGGAUCAUGUACUUCGACGGAGCCGUUAACUUAUCCGGAUCCGGCACAGGGGCAGUCCUUAUCUCCCCGGAUGGCCAGCACUAUCCAGUAGCCGCCAAGUUAUUAUUUCCGUGCACCAACAACAUCGCUGAAUACGAGGCUUGCAUUCUCGGGCUGCAGGCUGCCGUGGAAAUGGAAAUUCGGAGACCGCAAGUUUAUGGCGACUCUGCCCUCAUUAUCCUUCAAACAGAAGGCAAAUGGAAGACUCGUGACCCGAAGUUGAUCCCAUAUCAUGAGUUUCUGGAAGAUAUAAUCGAAGAGUUCGAUGAGAUAGCAUUCGAGUAUCUUCCCGGAGCCCAGAACCGGUUCGCAGACGCAUUGGCCACCCUAUCCUCAAUGUUCCAAGUGACUGCAGGUUCGGACAUCAAGCCAUUGAGAAUCGAAAUCUUGAAGCAUUCUGCUUACUCCAUGCUAAUAGAAGAAGAGGCGGAUGGAGAGCCAUGGUAUCAAGACAUUAAGGUCUACUUGCAGACUAGAAAAUUUCCCGAGGACAGUGAAGCGGCUGACAGGAAAUAUCCGAUGAAACUAUCUUCAAAGUUUUUCCUCGGCGGCGAUACGUUGUACAAGAGGUUAUAUGACUCCGUUCUCCCGAGGUGCGUUGAUGCCAAGGAAGCCAAUCGCUUGAUGAUUGAAAUCCAUGAGGGUGAAUGUGGUUCCCAUAUGAAUGGCCACCUGUUGAGUAAGAAGAUCAUGAGAUUGGGAUAUUACUGGCUCACUUUGGAAGCCGAUUUGCUACCAGUGGAAACAGAGAUUCCAUCACUCAGGAUUCCGUCACGAUUGAAACUAUCAGAAGCAGAGUGGAUUCAACAGAGAUAUGAACAGUUGAAUAUGAUUGACGAGAAAAGACUGCAGGCUAUCCGUCACGGUCGGUGUUACCAGAAGCGUGUGGCAAAGUCGUUCAACCGUAAAGUUCGUCCCCGGCUUUUCAAGAUUGGUGACUUGGUGCUGAAGAAGAGAUUGGCAUUUAUACCGCACCCCGGAGACAAGUUCACGCCAAACUAUGAAGGGCCAUAUCCGAUCAAGAAAGUCCUCCCUGGUGGCGCGUUGAUUUUAGCCGAGAUGGACGGCCGUGUCCGGUCGAGCCCCGUAAAUGCCGAUAUGGUGAAGAAGUAUUUCCCAUGA